UAUACUCACAGUUGAUUGGCGCACAUGUGUCACGUGACCCUUAAGUUUUGUGGUGACGUUAGCAAGAGUUAGUUGUGACACCGGAGACAUCCAGGAACACACAGGAAUGGGUCAAGAAGCAGGCAAGUCUGCAUGGCCCAAACCAACCGGAGGAUACCAGACCAUCUCAGGCAGGAGGUACGGCCGGAGACACGCGUAUAUCAGUUUCCGCCCAGUGACAGAUAAACAAAGAGUCGCAUCCACUGUGGACUGUCUUAACAUGGAGAGGACGAGUAGUCAAAAGGACCCGGCAGUGGCAUCAAAGGGCAACAUUUCUUCAGUGCUUCAGAAUAUCCUGCCGACAGCAUGCACAAAUGCAGUGCGCCCAGACUUAAACGCAGCAUCAAAUCAGGAUGGCCACAGCAGGAGGCAGUCUUCAAUGUGUAGAGUCACAAAAGUGCCCUCAAACCAUUUCAAGAGACCAAAGAGUGACCAGGUUGUGCCAUAUGACAGAAAAUCUUAUUCUGGCAUAGAAAAGAGGGAGCAGGCUAGAGUGUGGCCCAUCAGUGAAGACACUAAGCCCAGCCCGGAAGCUCUGAGUUACAUCAACAUUGACGCCUAUGAGCCUGACAGCAGCGGGGCCGAGGAGGAGGACUCCAGCUUAAAUCCAUCUCAGGCUGCUCAGAAGAGACUUGAUGGUAUCUGUGAAUUGGGUGGAAAUUCGCUUGAUGUCUUUUCAAAAAGAAGUAAACAUUCAGUGGCACCUUCUAAAAGCGCGACAGACCUUUGCUGUGAGCAGCCAGAGUUUGAAAGAACUGUAAAAGCAAAUAGGAAAGUUAGUCCAUUGUUUGGUGGUGAAGACCAAGCUCCAAAAUGUCAUGGGGUUACAGCCAGCUCUGCACCCGCUUCCUAUAGAAGCACAGGAAAAACCAAUCCUGAGGAAACAUUUCAGUCCGAAAUGGUCGUGAGGCCAAAGAUCCGCAAACAGACGAGCGAGACUCACCUUGAAAGGAGGAAAUGUUCUGAAAAAGAGGAAGUGAGCCAUUUGUCAGGCGCAGCAGUCAGAAACAAGUGUGGCUCAGCACCUCCGGGUUUCCUCACACAAACAAGCCCUAAAAAUGAGUUGCUCUUUGACUUUCCACCCAUGGCCUUGAGUGACCUCCACUCUGAGGACAGAAGAAAUGAGGGUGACAAUAACGUAGAUGAUGAUGAGAAUUUCGGAGAGAAAUGUGACCCAUCCACGAAGGUCGAUGAAAGCAGCAGCUCAGAAUACAGCGAGGGCGAGUGGUCGGCCUCGUGGACGUCUGACUCUGGGCUGGAGAAAGAGAGGAGCACGAGUGAGGAAAGCUGGGAGAGUCUGCCUGGCAUGGACGAGCCGCCUGACAGCAGCAGCAGCAGUCUGGAGGAAGUGCCUUCUCUCAACCUCACUUUAGAGGAGCAGACCCCUCUGGAGGAGGGCGAGAUCCCCUGGGUCAUGUAUAAUGAGGACUCGGGCAGCAGCAGUGAUGAAGACCCUGAUGGUGUCAGUCAGUUCGUGCACCCUGGACUCUUUAUCCUGGAUGGAAACAAUAACCUGGAGGAUGAUUCCAGCAUGAGUGAAGACCUGGACACAGAAUGGAGGUUUCUGGAUGAAUUUGGUGAUGGUUUUGGGAUGGCUCAAGCAAUCUCUUAUGUGGAUCAUUCCCAGCUCCUUACUUACAUGGCGUUAGAGGAGCGUCUUGCUCAGGCUAUGGAGGCAGCACUGGCUCAUCUGGAGUCUUUGGCUAUAGAUGUAGAGCAGGCUCAUCCCCCUGCCACUGAACAAAUCAUCGACUGCCUACCCCAGAUCACCAUCAAUGCUGAAAACACAGAGCAGGAGCAGUGCUGUGCCAUCUGCUGUUGUGAAUACGUCAAAGAUGAGAUCGCAACCUUGCUGCCGUGCCGCCACAUGUUCCAUAAACUCUGUGUCACUCUCUGGCUCAGAAAGUCUGGCACAUGUCCAGUGUGUCGUCACGUUCUGACCCCGGCGGUGAGCGAACCUGUGUCUUCAAAUGCAGAACAAGAAACGCCGGCAUCCGGUCACAGCGCGUCUGGAGGAACGUGUUGAACGUCAGUCAUACACAGAUCAAAACAUCCCACAAAGAAACACUUCAGUCCCCGUGGCCUGAGCUAGCAUUCCGAUUCCAUUUAACCUAGUGACUCGUGCUGCAAUUCAUGGUCCAAGCGUGGCGAACUUAAACUUAUUUUCUAAGAAAAUACGAAUGCGUAUAUAUUCAUAGGAAGCAUAUUUAUUCAUGUUUCAAUUGCAAUGCUUUUGUAAAUCAAGGCUAAACGUCAUGUCAAGUAAAACUCUGAUGCAAUCUAUCAAUAAAAGCUCACGUUUGGUUCAAGUGA
Molecule: messenger RNA, 2352 nt
Organism: Carassius auratus (goldfish)
Lineage: Eukaryota; Metazoa; Chordata; Actinopteri; Cypriniformes; Cyprinidae
Gene: pja2
Product: praja ring finger ubiquitin ligase 2
Exons: 9
Coding region: 107-2065 (652 amino acids)
Biological process (GO): ubiquitin-dependent protein catabolic process
Cellular component (GO): nucleus
Molecular function (GO): ubiquitin protein ligase activity
Source: RefSeq, a predicted model, not a curated record